AUAAUAAACAAUAAUGUGUAACUUGAGUAUCCGACCGGCGACUAGUAUUCGGGAAAUAAUAUGAAAAUAUAAUGCAUAUUAUAAAUAUUAUUUCAUAUAAUAUUGCUAAUUUUUUUACAGUUUUCAUGUUUUUGGUUUUAGCAAAAUGAACUGUUUAUUGAAGUUAAGUGGUUACAGAUUUCACAAAAGCUUGUUUACAGUGUUAGGAAAAUCAUCAUUCACACAUUCAGCCAUUUCAUUGAAAAAUAAAUGCGGUUCAAAAGGCCCUCCUUGGCGAGUUAUGUUCUUUGGCAAUGAUGAUUUUUCGGUCAAAAGUCUUCAGAUGCUCACAUCAAAAAUGAGAACACAGACCAUAAUUUCCAAGGUAGAUGUUGUCACAACUUCUACAGGCAAUGGCAUCAAUGUCAACAAUUUUGCAAAAGAAGAAAAAUUAGAAAUAUACGAUUGGCCUGUUGACACAACACUCUUAGACGGAAAAUAUGAUAUUGGAGUAGUAGUGUCGUUCGGACGAUUGAUACCGGAAAAAAUUAUAAAAUGUUUUCCACAAGGAAUGAUUAAUGUACAUGCUAGUCUUUUACCCCGAUGGCGAGGAGCAGCACCUAUAAUAUAUACUAUACUUAAUGGCGAUUUAACAUCUGGAGUAACAAUAAUGAAAAUUCAUCCUCGUAGGUUUGAUGUUGGUGAAAUUGUAAGACAACAUAGUUGUUCAGUUGGCAAAGAUGAAACAGCUGAUGAACUAAAGAAAAAACUAUCAGAUAUGGGUGGACGUUUGUUAAUUGAUUCAUUUAAAGAAUUAACAAAGAAUUUAAGGCACGCAGUACCACAAUCUGAAAAUGGGAUAACUUAUGCACCAAAAGUGGACAAAACUCUAUCCAUUAUUGAUUGGAAUGUUACGGAUUCUAAGUCAGUUUAUAACAAAUAUCGAGCAUUAUCUGGCUUGUGGCCAUUAAUAACCACUUGGCAUGGGACAUCUGUAAAAUUAUUAAAAGUAUGCAAUUAUCAGAUGUCAAAUUCAGAAACUCAGUUACAACCAGGAGGUUUAGUAUAUGAUAAGCAAAGAAAAAAAUUAUUUGUUAAAUGUGGUGGAAAAGGAGGUUACGUGUCUAUUGAAAAACUUAAAAUUCCUGGACAUAAAACAAUGUCGGGUAAAGAUUUUUUCAAUGGUUUUGUUUAUAUGAAACCAAAUAGAGAGAGAAAAUUUGAUAGUACUCAAUAAUUUGAUUGAAUAAUAUGUAAACUUACAAUUAACAAAUCCUGUGUACUGGCAAAUAGUUAUUGAGAUUCUUUUAUUGUAAAAUGUAUAAUGUAUAUGUAAAAUAUAUGUAAAAUUGUUACCAAG
This is a messenger RNA of Myzus persicae (green peach aphid), 1339 nucleotides long. RefSeq names its product methionyl-tRNA formyltransferase, mitochondrial. The record is from RefSeq and is a predicted model, not a curated record. Gene Ontology annotation, cellular component: mitochondrion. NCBI's taxonomy places the organism in Eukaryota, Metazoa, Arthropoda, Insecta, Hemiptera, Aphididae. Gene Ontology annotation, molecular function: methionyl-tRNA formyltransferase activity. Gene Ontology annotation, biological process: biosynthetic process; conversion of methionyl-tRNA to N-formyl-methionyl-tRNA. Bases 146 to 1216 code for a protein of 356 amino acids. The transcript is spliced from 5 exons.